Molecule: messenger RNA, 2550 nt
Organism: Aureobasidium melanogenum CBS 110374
Lineage: Eukaryota; Fungi; Ascomycota; Dothideomycetes; Dothideales; Saccotheciaceae
Exons: 3
Coding region: 1-2550 (849 amino acids)
Source: RefSeq, a predicted model, not a curated record
AUGGCGCGGUCUCCAACACCCUUCGGAUCAAGGCCAGUAUCUGUGUUCCCCGAGGGCGAUUUCCGCAACCACGCAAAGGAGGAAAUUCUCGACAUCAAGUGUGACAUGAUGGUCAACAACCUUUACCAAAAGCAGAUGGAACUUCUCUGGACUGCUGGUGGACACGACGAGGGUAUUCUGCUCAAGAAGUCAAGAGGAAAGUACGCAUGCUGCCCUUCAGAUCUCGAGAGCGAGCCUUUCGGCUUCUUCAAGGCAAUCGAGACUCUCAACGUUAGAUCUGCCAUGACCGUCAACACUCGCGUUAUCAAGCUGUUCCUCCACGGAAACGACAGCCCGUUCAUCCCUCUGAAGAGUGGCCUUCGUCUCCAAGUUCUCCCCGACAUGUCUUACCUGCCACGAUGCGCUAAGCACCAGUUUGCUGCUUUCAUCGCCGACCGUGGCAUCCUCGUCGUCUGGGAUGAUGACCCGAGACAUUUGAUCAAGCGUGCCGAGGACAUCGAGCAAGCACUUAUGAAAAUGGUCUGGCGUCAGGAGGGAGAAGAAGAGGAAGAAGAAAUCUCAGAGAAGGAGAAGGCUGCUCAGAUCAACAUCGAUGAGAUUGGUGCCGACAGCGAAGAGGCUGGUGCGUUCGAGAAACCCCGUCGCAUCGUUCUCACCCAGGCUAUCUGCAACGCACUGACUCUUUGCCUCAUUAUCGUCGUCCUAGGCUUGGGUUGGCGUAAAGUUGCUAUCGAGAUUGGCUACGACGGUGGCUAUGCCCGUAUUGCCUUCCUUCUCUGCUUCCUGCCUCAGUUCUGGGUCUCGCUCUUCUUCUUCCAGGCUCUUGUCGGAAACCUUGCUCAAUUGUUUGGUCCAAUCUCUCAAUUGACGUCCAACACCAAGUUCUACUCGGGUGUCGCCCCGAAACGCCUCAACGCUGAUCUCGUCGCUCUGCCUCACAUUACCAUUCAGUGUCCUGUUUACAAGGAAGGUCUUCAGGCUGUCAUCGAACCCACAGUCCACUCUAUCAAGGCAGCUAUCUCCACCUACGAGAUGCAAGGCGGCACUGCCAACAUCUUUGUCAAUGACGACGGUAUGCAGCUGAUUUCUGAGGAGGAGGCUCGCGCCCGCCAGGACUUCUACGAUGAGCACAACAUUGGAUGGGUCGCUCGUCCUCGCCACGACCCCAAGGGUGAGCACGGUGAUCCCUUUGUCCGUCGCGGAAAGUUCAAGAAGGCUUCGAACAUGAACUACGCUCUCUGGGUCAGCAACCGUAUUGAAGACAAGAUGAACGCAGCUCCCAAGCACAACAACUGGAGCAACGAGGACGAGGCCGAACUCUACGUCAAGGCUCUCAACGAGGUUGUCGAGGAAGACGAAGGCCGCACCUGGGCAGAUGGUAACGUCCGUCUUGGCGAUUACAUCCUUCUGAUCGAUUCCGAUACCCGUGUUCCUACCGAUUGCUUGCUUGACGCCGCUAGUGAAAUGCACCAAUCUCCUCAGGUCGCCAUUCUCCAGUACGCUUCCGGUGUUAUGAACGUUACCGACAGCUUCUUCGAGAAGGGUAUCACUUUCUUCACCAACCUCAUUUACACUCAGAUCAAGUACGCUGUUGCCAGUGGUGAUGUUGCUCCUUUCGUCGGUCACAACGCUAUCCUCAGAUGGUCUUCGGUUCAGAACAUUGCCUACGACUGCGAGGAUGAUAAUCGCGAGAAGUACUGGUCUGAGGCGACUGUCUCUGAAGAUUUCGACAUGGCCCUUCGUCUUCAAAAUGAUGGUUACGUGGUCCGUCUUGGUGGUUACACUGGCGAUGGUUUCAAGGAAGGUGUCUCGCUCACCGUCUACGACGAGCUUGCUCGUUGGGAAAAGUACGCCUACGGCUGCAACGAACUCCUCUUCCACCCUAUUCGCUACUGGCCUACUCGCGGUCCCUUCACCAAGCUCUUCCGCAACUUCAUCACCUCUGCAAUGCCUCUUCCUUCUAAAUUCACUAUCAUGGCUUAUAUCGGUACUUACUACGCUAUUGGUAGCGCCUGGAUUCUGACUAUCCUGAACUAUUUCCUCCUCGGCUGGUACAACUCUUACCAAGACAAGUACUACCUUGAUUCGUUCCAGGUUUACCUUGCUAUUAUCGUUGUCUUCACCGGUCUCGGUAACGUCGCCCUCGCUAUCCUCCGCUACCGUACCGACGAGCAAGGUCUAAUCCGCGGCCUCCUCACCAACUUCAUGUGGAUUCCCAUGUUUACCAUUUUCCUCGGUGGACUUUCCAUGCAUUUGUCGCAAGCUCUUUUGUCACACAUGUUCGGUAUCGACAUGAACUGGGGUGCCACUAGCAAGGAAGCUGAGAACACCACCUUCUUCAAGGAAGUCGGAAAGGUCAUCAAGAACUUCAAGUUCACCUUCCUCUUCUGCAUUCUCAUGGCUAUUGGUAUGAUCGUCUGCGCAGUUGCAUUGCCCUGGAACUGGCGAAUUACACAAUUCUUCGCCAUCUGGCCGCUUGCUACCGUUCUGGUCAGCCACUUCGCACUACCUAUCGUUCUUAACCCCAACCUCAUGCUUUUCACAUGGUAG